Messenger RNA from Grus americana (Whooping crane), 7397 nucleotides. RefSeq names its product potassium channel tetramerization domain containing 5 (gene KCTD5). The record is from RefSeq and is a predicted model, not a curated record. Lineage: Eukaryota; Metazoa; Chordata; Aves; Gruiformes; Gruidae. The transcript has 7 exons. Gene Ontology annotation, biological process: protein homooligomerization; proteasome-mediated ubiquitin-dependent protein catabolic process. Gene Ontology annotation, cellular component: Cul3-RING ubiquitin ligase complex; cytoplasm. Bases 244 to 1056 code for a protein of 270 amino acids. Gene Ontology annotation, molecular function: cullin family protein binding.
GGGGAGAAGAAAGGAGAGGGGGCCGCCCGCUGAGGCCGGAGUUCGGCGCUCGGGCGCGGCUGGGCGCGGCUGCCCGCUGUCGGGUCGUGGGCGACGGCCCCGGCGGCUGAGACAGGUCCUGCGGCGCAGGCGCCGGGUGAGAAGGGGGAAGGGAGCAGAUCCGAGUGGGACGCUUCCGGUGGGAGGUGCGCCCGGGGACCUGUAGCUGGGCGGACCCUUCCGGCGGCGGCGGCGGCGGAGAGGAUGGCGGCGGAGAACCACUGCGAUUUACCAGUUCCCCCGAUCGGCGGCCUCGGCCUGGGAGGCCCGGGCGGGCCCUGCCGCCGGUGCAGCUCGGCGCCGCCGCCCGGCGCGGUGCCCGGCAAGUGGGUCCGGCUGAACGUGGGGGGCACCUGCUUCCUGACCACUCGGCAGACGCUCUGCAGGGACCCCAAGUCCUUCCUCUUCCGCCUUUGCCAGGCCGACCCCGACCUGGACUCGGACAAGGAUGAAACAGGUGCCUAUUUAAUAGACAGAGACCCAACCUACUUUGGGCCAGUGCUGAACUAUCUCAGACAUGGGAAACUGGUUAUUAACAAGGACCUAGCUGAGGAAGGUGUACUGGAAGAGGCUGAAUUCUACAAUAUCACAUCACUAAUAAAACUGGUAAAGGACAAAAUAAGAGAAAGAGACAGCAAAAUCUCACAGGUGCCAGUCAAACAUGUGUACAGGGUGCUGCAGUGCCAGGAAGAGGAACUCACUCAAAUGGUUUCCACAAUGUCCGAUGGCUGGAAAUUUGAACAGCUUGUCAGUAUAGGUUCCCAGUACAGCUGUGGCCGGGCCCAGCAGUCAGAGUAUCUGCUGAUAGUGUCACGGGAAGUGAAAGGGGAAGAGAGAUGCUUCCAGAAAUGCUGCAGUGAGCUGGUCAGUAUUGGUUCUUCCUAUAACUAUGGCAAUGAAGAUCAGGCUGAAUUUCUGUGUGUUGUCUCAAAGGAAUUGCAUAACACUCCCUAUGGCACAACCAGUGAACCCAGUGAAAAAGCAAAGAUUUUGCAAGAACGAGGUUCCAGGAUGUGAAGACAGUGUUGAACGGUGACAAUUUUUUCUCUUUUAUUCCAAGACGCAGUGAAUUGUCACACUGAAGAGGCUCGGCUGCAAAAAGAAAAAAAUCUGAUUUAGACAAUUUUCUGUUGAUCUGGGUUCAACCAUUUUUGCCUAUAAGCUAGUGUCAACUGGCUGAAAGCAUUGCAAGAUUACGUAACAGGAAUAGAUGGUGUGGGAGUGUGUGUUAAGUUUUGGUUGUAGUGCAUGGUUGUACUCUCUUGUGGGCUGACUGACACUGGUCAUUUGAAAAGAAAUGACCAUGCACUCAUAUUUUCCUCUGAGACAUGUAGCACUUAAUGUCUGGUGCUGGAUGACCCAAUGUUGAUCAGUUUGGAGAUGUUUUCCUACUAAUAAUUGUAAACGUUUAAAGGACAAUGUAAUUGGUGCUACACACACACACACACACACACACACAUUACAGCCCACAAAGUCAAAUAUUUGGGCCUACAUUGUUUCAGAAUCAGUGGCAGCCCCAGUUGACUGUGUUAUACUGCACAUUCCUUAUGGCUCUGUGACAUACUCUUAUUAUGUAAUAACAGCCUAGGAGAUCAACUGAAACUAGCACGUAAAAAGCUACACAACAGACAAAAGGUUUCUCUAAAGGAAGGGUGUAUAUAUUGACUGGAUUUAUAGCAUAUUUUAAUACCCAAAGGGAAGACUGAACUCAGAGAAAAUGACCUUCAUCUGAGUUUUUCUUGAUGUUCCUUCUGUUAAGAGUCUCCUCCUGCAAAAGUUAUGCUCCAGUCUUAGCCAGAUGUUUGGAAGGGGAACCAAUAUUCACUUAAAAUGAACAACUGAACAUUCUGUUUCUUUUGAGAUGUUUGUACUCAUAUGUGUGGUUGUGCUUUUAUAAAAUGCCUGUAAGCGUUGAACUCUGUGGAUUAUGGAGAGAUUUUUCAAGAGCUGGAGGCUGUACAGAAAUGUGGCUGGCUAGUCCUAGAUCCCUGUGUCUGUGACUGGGAUUAAAAUCAACCUUGAGUGUGAACACAAGCUCAUCCAAUUGAAAAACUUAAUUACUUCAGACAUUCAGGAUACCUGUAAUCAAUCUUUCUCUUUCUAUACUGUUUCAGCUAUGCAGUUAAAGAACACUGUUGGAAACCAUCUGGUGCAGCUUUAUUAGUUUGUCCUUGAUGAAGACUAAUACACAAGACUGGAGCUUUUUAAUACACUAUGUUUUGAGCAAAAUCUUGAGCACAUCUUUAAAACACUUAAUGAAAUUGACAGUAUCAAACUUGGCUUUAUUAACUUACGAAAGCGGUGGAAGGGAGUUUCAAAGAGCUACAAGAUUGUUUUGAAUUCUAAAGACAUUACAGUUUUCAUUCUCAGUAACUUCAGAAUUUAUGCAUAUGCUCUAGGUAAUCCUUUACACAAAAGCCUGAUUUUCAAACACCCAGGGUUUACUCUUUUUUUCUUUUUUUUUUUUUUUUUCUAAAAAGGACUUAUAUACAUUGAUAAAAGUUUGGCAGAAACAAUUUGUAAAAACCAUUUCUACUAAGCAGGUUAAGCAUUGGGCUAAAUGUUUUGUCCAUGCGUCUAAUGCUUGAAAGGGUUUGUAAUGCAUUUUGCGACUUGGAUGUGGUCUGCACAGGAAGCUGCUGGCCCCUCCACAACAACACAUAAAAUGUUUGUCUUUUUUUAAGAUGUUAAAACUGAAUUGAAUUUACUAAAAAUGUAAUUGUGUAGGGGGAAAUGUUUAUACUUUUAUACUUUUUUAGGCACCCAUAUUUUAUCAGCUUAAAUUUAGCACCCAAAUUUCCCCUAAAUAGUAAGAGGUUAUCUUGUGUAUCUGAAAAUAAGCAUAACAGUUGUCUGUGUUAACUGCAUAUUAAAACAUUUCCUCUGCUGCAGUAGUCACUGUGUUUUUAAACAGUAUGACUCCACCAAAUUCUCUGAGCUCCCUAGCUCGUGGAAUUGCAGCCAACCAUGUUUCUUGUUAUUUUCUUGAUGUGCUCUACAGAGUAAUUCGGCAUUGGCCCAGGUGGAUUUUAAUGCCUAAAAUAUCUGUUUUACAAUGAUCCUUCUGAAUCAGCACUUCUGUUUUCUCUCUUCUUUAACCCAAAAAAGAAUAUUUUCUUUCAUAAAGUGAAAAUUUCAAGAAUGUCAGCAGCAAAGCAUGAGUAACAAACUGAGCAAACUGAACAAAUUUAGAAUAUAUAAAAGAGUGGGUUUUUCUAAGUAUGUUUUUUUUCACUGGAGUAUUUUCAGUUUAAAAACAUGAUUUUACAGUGAGAUUACCUGCCAUCUAGUUUACAUUGUAUCCCUAUUUGUAGCAAAUUUUGGGGAAAUGAGUGGUUAAUCAUUUUGCACUUUGUUUCCAAUACCUCACAAAGAUUUUAAGAAAGAAAAAAAAAAAAGAUAACUUUAAUAGGCAGGUACCUUGUAAAUUAUUUUAAAUAUGCUGUUGUUUGAGACCACCUGAACUAACUACUAUCCUGUUCUUGCUAAUGUCAUUAUUGCUUUAAUUUUUGUGAACGUGUGAGGCUUUCAGAUAGAUGGAAGUGCUACCAUAUGCCUUCUUCAAGGCAUUAAGAACUGAUCCCUAAAUAAGUUUGGUUUCUUUUUAUUUGACUCUUGUAAUUUCAAAUAAAGUUAGCUACAGUAACAAGGUAAUUGCAUUAGAGUCCAAUCUACAUCACCAGGUGUUGCAGACAUUGCUUUAUCUGUUAAGAUCUUGCAGGAUGAGGUAAUGUACCACUAGAGUUUAAACUGGAAUUCUUUAUCUGUUUCUUUUCUGUAAUUUGGAGGGUAUUUACCUUGAGAGAACAGCCUAGGACUGUGUAAAGCUGAUGGGUUCACAACAGGGCUGUAGCUGAAAAGCUACAACAAACUCAAAGGCUGCAAAAGCCUUUGUCAUGAACUCUGGAUUUACACAGCUUCUCUACUGUUAAGUCAAAGCAAUGUUCCAGGUUAGAAUUCAAGAUCCUGAGCGCAGAGAGAUCACAGCAGAAGGAAAUAAAGUAGGAAGGGAGAGACACCAAAACAUAACAGUUAAUCAAGGUGACCUCUCAUGAAAAUGUAAAUUCUCUGAAAGAUUUACCUUUCGGCCCUUUUGCUAUACGAAUAUUCAAUGAAGUUGUUUGGCAUGUUGUCCAUGGAACAGGAGGUUACUUCGGCAGAUGAUGAGUGGAUUUUCAGUAAAAUUCUUUAAAGGCUUUUACAUGACAAAUGUCUUGCAAAGCUUGUUUAAAAACUGAGAAGUUUUUAAACCAUAGCAAUUUCUUGUUUUGAGUUAGGAAAUGGAUAGCAUACUGGUGGCCUUAAGUUUUGUCAGAGGCUAAUUUUCUGUAUUGGAGAUGACAUUUUUAUAUUAAAUACUUUUGAAUUCUUCAAGCAGCAAUUAAAAGAGUUUAUCUGCAAUGAACAAGUCAUUCUGAGGCCUCCAAGACGUGAAUGUCAGCUGGUCCAUAAUAACUGUCCAAAAGUAUAGUCUGACUCAGCAGCUCAACAGGAAAUGUGAAAUAGAUUAUUUUUUUUUUUUUUAACAAAAGACAAAAGGUUACCUGGAAUUUUCUCCCACUUGCUGUGGGGUUUCUAUGGAUUAUGGCUAACUGCAGUUUAUUAUCAUGGUAAUUUAGUGUGUCAAAGGCCUGAUUGUAUUUAGAAGCUUAUAUUGAUUCUCUCCUAAACUUUCAGUCCUCAGAAUCAUAUACUCAGAAAAUUUGGAAAAUGUACUGUGGUUUUUUUUUUUCGAACUCAGCUGGGUUUCUUAUAAUGAUAAAAGUUCAUCUUUUUUUGUAGCAUUAGUAAAAGAUAUUUCUUAAGAAAUUGAGCUCAAUGUAUCCAUCCAACUUUUUUUCUUUAGACAAUAGCUGUGUAGCUCCAUUUCUAGCAACGUGAAUGCGCAGUUAUGAUUGAUUAGAAACAGGACUGUUUCUGGAAGAUACCAAAAUUUAAUCAAUCUCCUCUUUCUCUGAGAGGCUUUUUUUCAGGAGAAAAAUGAAAACUUCUAGCAGAUUAAACAAAAGAAAUCUUUCAGGAAUGCUUAGGGAACAGGUCUGUUGAGUAGGAUGAUGGCGUUUUCAGAAACUGCUUCUCAGAUGAGAACACUGUAUUCUGUGAACGUCUGUUGAGGUUGUUGAGAAUUGUCAGUGUCUUUCUGAGCAGUAGAGAGCUGCCACCAGCAAAUGAACACACAUUAAUUACAAAUUACUUUGUUAGUAUUACAAAAAUGAACUUGGGAUGCAAAAAUACAAUAGUAUCUGAUUGAAUGAAAUGACCUAGAUACUGGAUUAUAAUGUGUAUUGUCCAGUCAUUCAGGUAUACUGGAAUACAUUCCUUGAGAAGUACUGAGAGAAGAGUGAAGUACUGAGCUUUUCAUGGAGAUCAAAGUCAAGUGAAAGAGAGUCUGGAGAUGAAGCCUGGGAUUUUGUUCACUUGAGAUGUGAUAAAAUCAGAAGGUGUCAUUCUCCUAUUUUAUCCUCUCUCUUACCAUAUCAAAAGCAUCUUUCAACUUUUCAAAUUAUCUUCUUCAAUCAGCCCUGAAAGGUGGGGCCCUGGAAAAGAAAUGAGAUUUUGUUAUGCCUUUAACGGUACCUGUUAGCUCAGGAUGGUAGCAUUAAAACUUCCAGUGGCCAUUGGAGAAGUGUCUUUUCUAACAACAAUUUUGAAAUACCUAUGGUCUGAGGAUGCUGCCUGUUACUUCAGUAGAGUUUAGACUGCACUUAUCUCCAGCUUUAAGGACAAUCUCAGGAUCUUACCUGGGUUCGUGUGUAGAAUCAUUGAUUCUUAAAAUAGUAUAAAUACUCAGUUUAAAAACAAUGUGGAAGGCUGUCUGAACUCAGUGUCAUAUAACUUUUCUUUCUUUUGGCUCACAAGAAUCAGGAGCUGUCUUUAAAGGCUUCUUACUGAACUGAGGCUUUAAAGGGCUAAAUAGAUCUUACUGUUCAGUUUGCCUAAAUGACUGUCAGACAGAAGGAACUCUCCAUUUUCAGUGCAGAAAUGCUAAGGGCUAAAAUCCUUUCCAGGGCUAAUUUGAAGUUCCGGAAACACAUAACGUUUCAAAAGCAGCUAGUCUGUUUUUCUUGCAGCUCACGGACUCUUAAAAUAAUUUUUACAAAUGGCUGAACCAAUUGCAGAUAUAAGUGUUCAUAUAUGGCUUGGAAUUUCAGCAUCCAGCUUGGUAAGGAAUAUGCUAGAGAAAACAGUACACUUGCCCACCACGUUAUUAUUGCCUACGCUGAAAUCUAACAACUUUUAUGAACAGCACUGGCAAUAGAGAGACUUUGAGGAAGAUUCUGCCCCAGGAAAUUGUCGCUGAAUAUUUCAUUGCAACUCAGCUGUCCUUUACUUUAGCAAGGCCUACCAAGGCAUAAACUUCUCAGAAGUUCAGUGAAUAGAUACUGCUGCAAACAGUUUUCUGCGCCCAUCUAAGGGUUCUCUUUAGGAUGUUGUGUGUUAGUAACUACUAUAAUGAGAGAAACUUUUUUAGAAAGUUAUUUUGCUACGUUGGGGGUGGGCGGGAGGGGAGGAGGUUCUGUGCCAGUGCUCUCCUUGCCUUAGAAAGCUGAGCCUAAAUUUUGACCUGACUUAACACCUGUUGAGAUUUCCAGGCCUGGUCAUCUGAAAUGUAAGAGUUAAUGUAUUUAUGUGCAUGAUUCUUGCUCCUUUUGAAGAUUUUUCCAAAAGCUUAUGCACAACUUUACUCAAACUCAACUUGGCUCACGUGUACUUGCUAGGAUGAAGCAAGUGCCAAGGCGCUGCAAGAGGAAUGUUGCCAACCUGCCUACCUGGAACUGAAAGAGGAUCACCAAACCGAAGGGGUAUCAAAUGGCAACUGUUUCCACCCGCUUCUGUCCUGAGCCUCAUCUGAGUCUAGCUAUGAAAAAUCUAUUUCCUAUGGACUCUCUCGGCCCACCUACCCAACUCAACAGAUGCUCUUGUUUUUCUUUCCUUUUUCCCCAAAUCACUAGUCUCCAAAUCAGUUGUGCAUCAGCUGUUUGUGUUAAUAUCCAAGUGGCCAUACUUGCAACACAUUAUUUCCUGGAUAGUGGAUUAGCAAUAACACUUUAUUUUGUGCCAAUUCAUUAUCUCUGAAGUGUUCUUACUGCAGCAAAGUUUGAGUUUUGAUUUGGUUUUAAUGCUUUUGCAUUAGCCAAAACUCUUAGCACAGACAUAGACAAGAAACUGAAUCCAUGGAAUUUCCCUGGAUAGAAAUCUGCUAGGGCUUCCCAAAUCAUUUGAAGAUGGUUACAGUUAACCAUCAUUUUUAAAACAAACAUACAAUUAAAAUGUGUGUGGGUAUUUUUUUAACCUCCUUUUCAUAACACUAGCAUAUUGUAAACUGCAUGAAAUAAACCUGUUUUUUCCCUUUUAAA